Molecule: messenger RNA, 1656 nt
Organism: Colletotrichum karsti
Lineage: Eukaryota; Fungi; Ascomycota; Sordariomycetes; Glomerellales; Glomerellaceae
Product: carboxypeptidase
Exons: 4
Coding region: 1-1656 (551 amino acids)
Biological process (GO): proteolysis
Molecular function (GO): serine-type carboxypeptidase activity
Source: RefSeq, a predicted model, not a curated record
AUGUAUUUCAAACUCAUCAGCGCUUUGCUGGUCUUCAUGACUCUUUCUGAGGCGUCAUUCAAUCGUGGCGCCCUCAAUGCCUUCAAUCGAGACCAUCCUCGACGCCAGGAUCGCAGGAGCAUUCCCGCUCAUCCACAGCAGGCGUUUUUGAACAGACGCGAAGCUUCAAAGUUUCUCACCGAUAAGUCGAGAAGGUUUGUUGUCAACGGAACUGCUAUUCCAGAGGUGAACUUCGACAUUGGCGAAUCGUAUGCCGGCCUGCUACCUAUUUCUGAAGAGCCAGAUGAGGAGAGACAGCUAUACUUUUGGUUCUUUCCAAGCAUAAACCCUGAUGUUGGAAAUGAGGUUCUCAUCUGGCUGAAUGGAGGACCUGGAUGCAGUUCCCUCAGUGGUCUCAUCACAGAGAACGGCCCUUUUUUGUGGCAAGAUGGCACUCUUGCGCCAACGCCAAACACUUACAGUUGGACCAACUUGACUAACGUCAUCUGGGUCGAGCAACCUGUUGGUGUUGGCUUCAGCCAAGGAGAACCUGAUAUCACCAAUGAGGUUGAGCUUGGACAGCAAUUUAUCGGCUUUUGGCGAAACUUCAUCGAUACCUUCAGUCUUGAGGGGGCCACAACUUACAUCACGGGAGAGUCUUACGCAGGCUACUACGUUCCAUACAUCGCCGAUGCAUUCAUUGCUGCUGAAGACGACCAGUACUACAAGCUCGGUGGUGUGGCCAUCAAUGAUCCCAUUAUCGGAGACGGGACGCUUCAGCAGCAAGCUGUCAUUUUCCCGUUUGUUGAGUACUGGCAAAACGUCUUCAACUUGAACCAAACUUAUAUGAACGCGCUGCGCUGGACUCACGAGCAUUGCAACUUCUCGAGUUAUCUGCAAGAGUACGGCACCUUUCCGCCCAAGGGGCCAUUUCCAGUUCUUCCGGAUCCAUACAGCGACCCGUCUGGAAACUACACCUGCGACAUUUUCGACUGGGCUUACGAAGCUGCUCUCGAUGCCAACCCCUGCUUCAACAUCUACCACAUCACUGACACUUGCCCUAACACGUACUCGCAAUUGGGUAUUGUGAAUCAGGGUGACUACACACCGCCAGAUGCCAAAGUCUUCUUCAAUCGCACCGAUGUCCAAGACGCGAUAAAUGCACCUCACGUGGACUGGUACCAGUGCACACCUAGAAACGUUUUUGGCGGCGGGGAUCCAAAGUCAAACUCUAGCGACACUUCGGCGGCAGCAGCUCAGAAUGAGGUCCUACGUCGCGUCAUUGAGCACACGAAUAACACCAUCAUUGGAGUUGGCCGUCUUGAUUACAUUCUCCCGCCCAACGGAACUUUGUUCGCCCUCCAGAACACAACCUGGAAUGGCUUACAGGGGUUUCAAAAAUACCCCCAGGAUCACCAGUUCUAUGUUCCCUACCAUCCUGAGUAUAACGGCGGGAGAUUGAGUGAGGCGGGAAUCGUGGGCAAUUUUGGUUCCGAGCGAGGUUUGACGUACUACGAGGUUCAGCUGGCCGGUCAUGAACUGCCUGGCUACACCGCUGGAUCGGGUUACCGUGUGAUUGAGCUACUGCUUGGCAAGAUCAAGUCUCUGGACACAGUUGAGGAUUUCACGACCCAAGAGGGCGAUUUCCAAGGGAACGCGACAAUCGCCAACCUUUAA